Molecule: messenger RNA, 4070 nt
Organism: Oxyura jamaicensis (ruddy duck)
Lineage: Eukaryota; Metazoa; Chordata; Aves; Anseriformes; Anatidae
Gene: B3GALNT2
Product: beta-1,3-N-acetylgalactosaminyltransferase 2
Exons: 12
Coding region: 82-1572 (496 amino acids)
Cellular component (GO): membrane
Molecular function (GO): hexosyltransferase activity
Source: RefSeq, a predicted model, not a curated record
CGGCGGCGCCGGGAGAGGCCGGCGCGGAGGGGAAGGGGCUGGCGGCGGCGGCGGCGGCGGCGGCGGCGGCGGCGGCGGCCAAUGCGAAACUGGCUGGUGCUGCUGUGCCCCUGUGCGGUCGGGGUCGCGCUGCACCUCUGGCUGCUGCUCGGCUGCCCCAGCGGCCCCGGGAGGCAGGCGGCAGGUCCACUGGCCUUCUUUCCUCAGUGGAAGUUGAAACAUUAUGAUGUUGUUGUAGGUGUUUUGUCAGCCCGACACAAUCAUGAACUGCGCAGUGUUAUAAGGAACACUUGGUUCAAGCACUUGAAACGACAUCCUGCACUGAGCCAACGUGUCCUUGUGAAGUUUAUAAUAGGUGCGCAUGGUUGUGCUGUGCCAGUGGAGGACAGAGAAGACCCCUACUCCUGCAAACUUCUGAACAUCAGUAACCCAGCUUUGAAUCAGGAAAUUGAAGCAUUCAGUCUCCCUGAGGACGUACCUUCUGUGCUAUCUGAGGACAGAAUUGUCAGUGUGAACUUCCGUGUACUUUACCCCAUUGUCAUUACCAGUCUUGGGGUAUUUUAUGAGGCCGAUGGGGUGGGAUUCCAGAGGAACAUCACUGUCAAACUGUACCAGGCAGAACAUGAGGAAGCUCUCUUCAGUGCCCGCUUUAGCCCACCAAGCUGUGGAGUGCAAGUGAACAGGCUGUGGUACAAGCCUGUAGAGCAGUUCAUUUUGCCAGAGAGUUUUGAAGGCACCAUUGUGUGGGAAAGCCAGGAUCUUCAGGGUCUUGUUUCAAGAAACCUUCACAAAGUGACAGUGAAUGAUGGAGGGGGUGUUUUCAGGAUCAUUACGGCAGGGGAAGGGUCAUUGCCACAUGAACUCACAGAAGGUGUGGAGGGUAUAGCAGGUGGUUUUAUCUACACUAUUCAAGGUGAUGCUCUUUUAAAAAGCCUCCAUACUCGCCCAGAAAGGUUUACAAGUCACUUAAAAAGUCUUGAAAGAGAAGAUACUUUACUGAAGGAAGAAAGCAGUACCUACGAUGAUAUUGUUUUUGUAGAUGUUAUUGACACUUACAGAAAUGUUCCAGCCAAACUGCUGAACUUCUACCGAUGGACAGUUGAAACAACAAGCUUUGACUUGUUGCUGAAGACGGAUGAUGACUGUUACAUUGAUUUGGAGGCUGUUUUUAAUAGGAUAAUGCAGAAGAAAUUGGACAGGCCAAACAUCUGGUGGGGAAAUUUCAGACUAAAUUGGGCAGUUGAUCGAACUGGGAAGUGGCAAGAGUUGGAGUACCCAAGUCCUGCGUAUCCAGCCUUUGCUUGUGGGUCUGGCUAUGUCAUCUCCAAAGACAUCGUUCAGUGGCUGGCAAGCAACGCAGAAAGAUUGAAGACUUACCAGGGUGAAGAUGUGAGCAUGGGCAUCUGGAUGGCAGCUAUAGGACCCAAGCGAUACCAAGACAGUCUCUGGUUGUGUGAGAAGGCAUGCGAGAGCGGCAUGCUGUCUUCCCCUCAGUAUUCUCCCCAGGAACUGAGAGAUCUCUGGAGAGUAAAGGAGCUGUGCGGAGAUCCUUGUAGAUGUGAGGAAAGAUGAGGGACUUGCCUUGGAAAACAGGGUAGCAUAUAAUAUGGACGGAAAGGUGUACAUCGGGAUUCCUUCUUGGAAUAAUACAGAAUAUUAAGGUAUCUUUUAGCGUUGGGUUUCAACUAAAGCGUAACAAUAUUUGCACAUCCCUUUUGAUAAUUACAAGUGGACUGAUACUAUUCCUUUUCUAUAGUAUAGAUGUUGAUCUGACAAAAACCAAAAUGUUUAAGAUAAACAGUUUCCUUUUUAUAUAAAGUCAAAGACCUACUUGUAAUUAAUAAAUGCACAUACGAAUGCCAACUAGCCUGUCUUUUGUAAAUUGAAGUACUACUGAUUUAACUCUGUAUAGAGCCGUACCAGGAUCCACUGGAGAGCUGUGCUUAGUACCAGGGCGUCUGGUAAGUCUUGCUGCAGCAGGUUCCGUGCAGUUUGUGGGGUUGCUCUCAUCUGUGCAGGGGCUGGGACAGCUAGGGUUUGGGAUUUGUUAGGUUUAGUUUGUUUAUACCAUUAUCAUUUUAGAUAUAUACAUAUAUUAAAAAAAAAUCAAAGUUUGCUUAUACCAAAUGUUGAAGUACUGCAAACUUAGCCUGAUUAAGAGGUUUUUCUGGUAGCUCAGUUAUUAUUAUGUAUGAAUUUGGUGGGACACAAGUGAAAGUAAAAUAAGAUUCAGGAACUGCACACUAAAGGAUGUAAACUAAGUAUCAAUGCCUUGCAGUAUGCUGAGAACUUACACUGUGUUACGUUAACUCUGCAGGUAGAAUUAAGGUUUGUCAGAUUUUGACCUUAAACACUCUAAGGCUGUGUAGAUACUUCUCCAAUUACCGCUGUUUUACACUUCUUUGCUUUAAGGUCUUUGGAAGUAGGUGAAAACAGUGCAAGCAGCCUCUUUCAGUGCAGCACUAAUUUUAUCCUAGAGCUAUUAUAAGUGAGGACAUCACAGCCAGAUUACGUUAUCAGUUCCAUACAAAUUCUCACCACUGCAGUGGGAAGGGAGUAUAAAAUACUGGCAAAAACCUUGAGUUUUAUUUAACUGAAGACUUUAAGCACUAUUUGGUAUCUCGUACAUAAGACACUUCAGUCAAAAGCAAAUGCCUUUGUAAAGAUUAAUUACUAAGUUUAGGGGCUGGGAGUAUUGUUGUAUAGCGCUCUGGUGCCACGAUGAAAUUCGUGUUCUCCCACAUGUGUUCAGGCACGUUAUACACGCUGUCUGCAGGCAGUCCGGAACUCUUCAGCAGUUCCCAUCUUGGUUUUGCCUUCAGUCUAUCAAGGGAGCUCCUUGUUACCACCGUACUAGCACACAGUCUCCAUUUUCUAUUGAGUAAAACUGCAAAGGCUUUAAGUCGUUGUCUAGUUCCACUUCUUUUCCUGCCAGCUAGAAUAAGAAAGGAAAAAAAAGAUUUCAGUUUAAGUCUUACCAGACCUCUGUUAAUGUAAACCAAAUUUAGAUCAGGCAGUUGCAGUCAGGGAGGAUCAGGCAUUGAAUCAGGUCCUACAUUAACAGCAGGAAGGCUGCCCUCCUUAAGUGAAAUCAAUUUCAUUAGGUAGUAUUUUAGAACAUGCUAUUGACCUUUAGCAGCAUGAAGUAUUUUGUUGCUGAAUUACCUAAUUUUAACUCACUUUAGAACUUUCGUAGGACAGUUUCAGUUCUGAACCUGGAAUUUUAAGUAGGCGAUAGAGCAAUCCUUUGACCCUUUGAAUAGUCAUGGACUCUGGAAAAGGGAAAGAAACCAAGUGGUUAGAAAAAUGCUGCUACCACUGAGCUGUAGCGAAGUACCGGUUAUUCAGCUAUACUUGCUCAUAGCAACAGUGAAAGGCUGUAUUGCUGCUUCAGUUCUAACACUGCAAUAAUGCAUUUUGUACCUGUAUGAUAACUGCUAAUGUCAAAUUGAAAAUGGUUCCAUCUCUGGUGGGUCAGACAGAAUAAGCUACUACAUUUGAAGUGUUUUGAUCCCACAUGCCAAAUUAAAAUGUUAUGGCUUCAUAAUUUACCUUUUUUGAGUUUGAAUUUGCUACACACUAAACUAAGUGACCUUUGGGACAUGCACCAGUCAGGUUCUGUCUGCUUGCGUCUGGUGACUGUUCCUUCAAGCUUUCUUACCAGGAAUUGGCUUUCCCAGCACAAAUAAAUGAAUGCCACCGUGGAACUAGUGCCAUUCUUAGAAAUAUUGCUACAUUAACUUGUCCCAACCAAAUUGCCAGCAGAGUUGUAUAGCGGUUUCUAUUAUGAAGUCAGUUACAUGGCAGGAUAUUUUUUGUAAUGGAUCUUGAAUGAGUAAAUGUAGUUUGUUCCAGAGGUGAUACCUGUGUUUGCAAUAGAUAUACUCAAUAUUUUGGUUGAACUUUUACUUCUUUUGAAGCUUUACCUAAAGGCACAGCAAUAGUGAGUUAUUCCUGUAAUACCACACAUUGUACUUAGACAAAUAUUUUUCUAUCAAACGUUUUUGUAAAAGCUGUAUCUGAUUUUAUGCAACUUGUGAUAAUAAAUGUGAUUUUUAUUUUAGAAUAAA